UGCCAGAAGCUCCGAGAGGUUUUUAACUUAGAUUACCCUCACAGCACCUUCCUGCUUAAGACUCUGACUAUUGUGUCUGGCCCUGACAUGGUGGACCUCACUUUCCAUAACUUUGUGUCCUAUAAGGAGAAUGUUGGCAAGAGCUGGGCUGAGGAUAUUAUGGCCAUCGUUCGGAAUCCCCUCACAUACAACGCUUCUCGGUAUACCUUCCUAGAGAAAAUCCUGGUGAAGCUGAAGAUGCAGCUUAAUGCAGAGGGAAAGAUUCCUGUCAGGAAUAUUUUUCAGAUGUUUCCUGCAGACAGGAAGAGGGUGGAAGGAGCAUUAAGCGCUUGUCAUCUUCCAAAGGGCAAGAAUGAUGCCAUCAACCCAGAGGACUUCCCUGAGACUGUGUAUAAAACUUUCCUCAUGAAUCUGUGUCCACGACCUGAGAUUGAUGAGAUAUUUACCUCACAUCAUUUAAAAGCAAAGCCCUACAUGACCAAGGAGCACUUGGCAAAGUUUAUCAACAAGAAGCAGCGAGACUCCCGCCUCAAUGACAUCCUUUUCCCACCAGCCAAACCUGAGCAGGUGCAAAGCCUGAUAGAGAAGUAUGAGCCCAGCGGGAUUAACAUCCAGAGAGGGCAGUUGUCUCCAGAGGGGAUGGUCUGGUUUCUCUGUGGCCCUGAGAACAACGUGAUAGCACUGGACAAAUUGAUGCUGUACCAAGACAUGACCCAGCCACUCUCACACUACUUCAUCAAUUCAUCACACAACACAUAUUUAACAGCUGGUCAGUUUUCUGGUAUCUCGUCUCCUGAAAUGUAUCGCCAGACACUGCUGGCUGGCUGCCGCUGCGUGGAGCUGGAUUGCUGGAAGGGCCGUCCUCCGGAUGAGGAGCCCAUCAUCACUCACGGCUUCACCAUGACAACUGAGAUCCUCUUCAAGGAUGCCAUUGAGGCCAUUGCAGAAAGUGCUUUUAAAACAUCUCUCUACCCUGUCAUCCUGUCCUUCGAGAACCACGUGGACUCGCCCAAGCAGCAGGCAAAGAUGGCUGAGUAUUGCAGAACUAUAUUUGGAGAUAUGCUGCUGACAGAGCCACUGGAAAAAUACCCACUGAAGCCAGGAGUUCCUUUGCCAAGUCCUAAGGAUCUGUUAGGGAAAAUCUUGAUUAAGAACAAAAAGAACCAAUCUGUAUCUGGGAAGAGGCAGAACUCUUUGAAGAAAGGGAGGAAUGUGGAACCAGAUAUCAUCGAGCAGCCAGCCCCUGUGGAUGCUGAAGAUACUGUCUGGGCAGGUGAUGUGGCAGAAGAGGAACCAGAAGAAGAGGAUGAACAUCUUGGAAACCUGGAUGAAGAGGAAAUUAAAAAGAUGCAGUCAGAUGAGGGCACUGCAGGUUUGGAAGUGACAGCAUACGAGGAAAUGUCCAGCCUAGUUAAUUACAUACAGCCUAUCAAAUUUGACUCCUUCGAAGUCUCUGCUGAGAAGAACCGGAGUUACGUCAUCUCUUCCUUCACAGAGCUGAAGGCUUGUGAUCUGCUGACCAAGUUCCCUGUGCAGUUUGUAGAAUAUAACAAGCGACAGAUGAGCCGGAUUUACCCCAAAGGCACCCGGAUGGACUCCUCUAAUUACAUGCCCCAGAUGUUCUGGAACGUCGGCUGUCAGAUGGUGGCACUCAACUUCCAGACCAUGG
Molecule: messenger RNA, 1669 nt
Organism: Mesitornis unicolor (brown roatelo)
Lineage: Eukaryota; Metazoa; Chordata; Aves; Mesitornithiformes; Mesitornithidae
Product: 1-phosphatidylinositol 4,5-bisphosphate phosphodiesterase beta-2-like
Exons: 15
Biological process (GO): phosphatidylinositol-mediated signaling; lipid metabolic process
Molecular function (GO): phosphatidylinositol-4,5-bisphosphate phospholipase C activity
Source: RefSeq, a predicted model, not a curated record